Molecule: messenger RNA, 2305 nt
Organism: Uranotaenia lowii
Lineage: Eukaryota; Metazoa; Arthropoda; Insecta; Diptera; Culicidae
Product: zinc finger protein 714-like
Exons: 3
Coding region: 127-2226 (699 amino acids)
Biological process (GO): regulation of transcription by RNA polymerase II
Molecular function (GO): RNA polymerase II cis-regulatory region sequence-specific DNA binding; DNA-binding transcription factor activity
Source: RefSeq, a predicted model, not a curated record
UUUUUUUUAUCGUGCAUCUAGUUGUUGAUCAAAAAAUCAAAGCAAUCAUAAAAAAAAUUCUUUCAUCAGUUUUUAUGCGAUUGAAAUAAAAUAUGAAUACGGGUGUAGCAUUCUUUAAAUAAAACAAUGGAGUGCUGCAUUCCUAGUUGUGAAUCGGAAUCGACGAGCUUUGUCGGCUUUCCCAGGAAGAAAGAAUUCGAGCAGCGAUGGGCCGAGGCAAUUCGACUCGGAACCGGAUACUCGUUCGAUCAGCUGUCUACGAAAUCGGAAGCCUUAGGGCGGCUACUAUGCGGGGAUCAUUUCGCCGAUCCGGCAGAUUCCGGUUAUCAGGAACCGAGCAAAUUUGUCAAUAGUGACGGACAACCCAUUAAACUGAUCAGUUGUCGAUUCUGUCAGCAUAUCGAACCGGAAAACAAUAUGCUUCCGUUAAUCGGAGCCGAAAGCCAGUGGUGGCUGACGAUUAUACGGGGCAUGAAAAUUGACGUUAAGGCUAAGGAUUUUGCUAGAGCUAUUUGCUUUGAAUGCUUGGUGAAAUUGGAUCUACUUCGGACAUUACGAAAAUACUUUCUCGUUGCCGAGAGCAAGUUUCAAAGUAUGACUUCAGAAUCAGGAAAGCUUGGUUGGCAAGAUCAGAAUAAUUUCAUAAAACUGGAAGUUACAUUGCUGGAGCACAAUUAUUUUGAAGAAGAAAGAAUUGAUGAAGAGUUUGUUACUACGGAGCAAGAACCAGCUGUCGAGGAUCACGAAGAACAAACUGAAACCUUAGAAAAGGUCGUUCCGGAAAAAGAAAUUACGAUUCCACGGAAAAGGGGAAGACCUCCUAAAAAUGAAAAAGUUGAACCUGUUAAACCUUACGAAGAGGAUCACGAAGAACAAACCAAAACCAUAGAAAAGGUCGUUCCGAAAAAAGAAAAUAAGAUUCCACGGAAAAGGGGAAGACGUCCUAAAACCGAAAAAGUUAGACCUGUAAAACGAAAGUUCAAACCUUACGAAGAGCGAAUCGGUUCGAUUCGGGCAAAAACGUGUUAUAUAUGUAAACCCAAGACUCUCCAGACUGACAACGAGCACCUGUUGGCUCAUCUGACGCAAGAACACGCUGCCCAGGUAGACUACCGGUGUGAUGAAUGCGAGGAUAAAACUUUUUACACGGUUAUGAACUUUAAUGUGCAUCUCAGUUAUCACGACCCAGAACGACCCUUAAAAUGUAGUUUCUGUACCAUCCGAUAUUGCACACGCAGUAAUGUGCUGCAGCACGAAAACAAAGAGCACGGGACCAAUCAUCGGGUGGUGAAAUCAGCUACGAAAAGGCGAACCAAGGGCCAAUGUGAAGUUUGUGGUCAACUGUUUCCGAGUGCUGCCAGCGCCAUGCAGCAUAAACUCCAAGAGCACGACAAGUUGAGAGUUAUAGAAUGCAAAAUUUGUCAGAAGCUCUUUGGGAACCAGGGCAAUCUGGCGAGACACAUGCUUCAGCACUCCAACGAAAACCCUUACAAAUGCGAACAGUGUGGGAUGGAGUUUAGAAUCGUCACAGACAUGAAAAGGCAUGUUCUAUUUGAACAUGAAGGAAUUGAGGCCUGGCACUGCAAUCAAUGUGAUCUUUCUUUGCCUGAUAGGAAUGCAUAUACUAAACAUCGAAUUGAAGUCCAUCGAAAUCGCAAUCCGAACCCAGGACCAAAAAAUGCAUAUCUAUUCCGAUGUAAACUUUGCUCAGAAACGCCAAACAACAAGUUUGAACUUAUAAGUCACAUUAGGUCGGCUCAUUCGAAAGAGGAAUAUCCAAUGCUCCAGUGUCCAAAAUGUCCCCAAAAAUGUUUGACAUCACAGCUUCUGGCCAGCCACAAAUAUCACGUUCAUCAGGGGGACGAAUCGAAACGUGUCUGUGUAGUGUGUGGUGCCUCUUUCAGAAACAUGCAACUGCUGAACAGGCAUUUGUCUGUUAAACACGGAGCCGAAAAAAAGUACCGGUGCAAGGUUUGCGACCGCCGGUUCAGCUGUCCUGCGAACAUGCAUCGGCAUAUGAACAUUCACGAGAAGGUGCGCAAGUAUGAGUGCCAGUUUUGUGAUCGACGGUUCAGUCAGAAAAGUGGCCUGGCUAAUCAUACCAGGAAUAUACAUACCGGUGAAAAAGCGUUCAAGUGCGGCAUAUGUGGCGAAGGAUUUAAGGAGAGUUCGACAUUUUAUCGGCACAGAGUACGGUGUGAAGAAGCGAACGAGUCUUCGAAAUAAUUUUGGGGGCAUUAUGAAUGGAAGGAAUUGUUAGCUUCAAAGAAGAACCUAUGAACUAUGAAUCAGAGAAAAAUAAAUA